AUGGCUUCAAGGCGCUAUGUCCCUCAGAGCCCAGAAGGGCCGUUUCCGUAUUCUCAGGAAGACCUCACUCCCAGGGAGUCAGGGAAUGACACAAAUUUUUAUGCUGUUCCGCGGUUUGUAACACAUAUCGACGACAAUGCCAUCAACAAUUUGCGCAAGUAUUAUGCGCAGGUCCUGUCGUGCAAAGGACGAAUAUUGGACUUUUGCUCCAGCUGGAUCUCACACUAUCCGACCGAGGUCACCAAGGCAGCGUCGUCAGGAGAAGUCGAGGUGCUAGGGACGGGCAUGAACCGUGCUGAGCUGAGCAAGAAUCCUGUAUUGACACACUGGUCUGUGCAAGAUCUCAAUGAGGACCCGGAGGUACACUUACCUAGCCUGGCCGGAGGACUGUUGGACGCAUCCACGUGUGUGGUGUCCAUCGACUACCUUACCAAGCCAGUUGAGGUGUUACAAAGUAUUCGACGACAGACUCAUCAGGGAGGAAAAGUGCACCUGGUCAUUUCCAAUCGGUGCUUUCCCACCAAAGUGGUUGGAAGGUGGCUGAAGAUCGAUGAGGACGAGAGGCUCAACAUGGUUGGGGACUAUCUGUGGUGGAGUGGAUGGCGCAAUAUCGAGAUCCAGACGCUGGUGGCAGGAUCGUUCAUGACAGAUCCGCUAUGGGUGGUGAGAGGUGAAAAAACUGACGCCGCCGACUGA
Fonsecaea erecta is the source of this 696-nucleotide messenger RNA. RefSeq lists its product as hypothetical. The record is from RefSeq and is a predicted model, not a curated record. Bases 1 to 696 code for a protein of 231 amino acids. The transcript has a single exon. Lineage: Eukaryota; Fungi; Ascomycota; Eurotiomycetes; Chaetothyriales; Herpotrichiellaceae.